Coniosporium apollinis CBS 100218 is the source of this 1326-nucleotide messenger RNA. RefSeq lists its product as uncharacterized. The record is from RefSeq and is a predicted model, not a curated record. Gene Ontology annotation, molecular function: saccharopine oxidase activity; flavin adenine dinucleotide binding; sarcosine oxidase activity. The transcript has 2 exons. The coding region runs from base 1 to 1326 and encodes 441 amino acids. NCBI's taxonomy places the organism in Eukaryota, Fungi, Ascomycota, Dothideomycetes.
AUGACGACCGACAAGACUGCCCCUGUCGCAAUUCUCGGGAGUGGUGCAUGGGGAUUGUCAGUGGCUCUGCAUUUGAAGAACGCUGGGUACAACGAUAUCACGGUUUUCGACAGAGCAUCAGAGAUACCUUCACCAUAUUCUGCUGGGUACGAUCUGAAUAAAAUUGUUCGUCCGGAAUAUGAAGACCCGUUCUAUAGAGAUCUAGCUUUGGAGGCUAUCAAAGGCUGGAAGACACCUUUGUUCGGUCCAUACUUUCACAAAACUGGAUAUGUGGUGGCAACGUCUGGCCGUGCGCCUCAGAAAGCGGUCACACAUCUCCACGAAGCUCUAGCAUCCAUAAAAAAUCACCCGGUUUUCAAGCCAUUCGUCUCACCAUUAAAUGAUGCGCAAAGCUUCAAAGAGCUCUUCUGGCAAUUUCGCGGCCCUGUUACUGGAUUCAAGGGCUACUUCAAUCGCUAUGCAGGGUACGCGCAUUCUUCAAAUGCUAUGAAAGGCAUCCAUCAACAUCUUGCUGGUCGAGGUGUCAGGUUCGUCCUUGGAGCAGAAGAGGGUCGAGUGACCGACCUUCUCUAUUCAGGACAAGGUGCAUCUCGCCGAUGUACAGGAAUCAGAGUAGCGAGUGGCACUAUCCAUGAAGCAAAAUUGGUCAUCUCGUGCCUGGGAGCCUAUCAGGCAGAAAUUCUGCCCGCAGCCGCCAGUUUCAACGUUGCUAAGUCAUGGUCUGUAGCGCACGUGCAGCUCACUGAAGCGGAAUGCGACCUCUUGAGAGGCAUACCAGUACUUAAUGUAAGAGACCUGGGCUUCUUCUUCGAACCGGAUCCUGCCACAAAGUUGUUCAAACUCUGCCCGCUAGGUGCGGGAUAUGUGAACACCAACGAGAAGACUGGCAUCUCCCUGCCUCCUCUCAAUGCUUUGCCGGUUCCUCAAAACUGGAUACCCGCUGAAGACGUGGUGAAGUUGAGGACACUGCUCCGAGAGACGCUGCCGUGGCUGGCUGAGCGACCUCUUAUCGAUCAAAAGAUGUGCUGGUUCGCUGACACGGCAGAUUCGGAGUUCUGCAUCGAUUUCGUGCCAGAUACAGAUCGCUCCGUGGUACUGUUGUCGGGAGACUCUGGACAUGGAUUCAAGAUGAUGCCGAUUGUUGGAUCUUGGGUGCUCGAUCUACUCAAUGAUGGUCGACAAAAGUUGCCCAGGUGGCAAUGGCGACAGACUGAUCGAAAGAGCAGCAAGGAUUGGGGCGAUGCGGUAUCUUGGAGAAUCGGAACGACAAAGGAGAUCCGUGAAGUGGUCGAGGAACGCGAUCGCAUGGUGAAAGCUCGACUGUAA